CAAUUAGGGAGCCGAAAUGAAUUAAUCAAAUCAGGAGGAAUGAAAUGGUCAUGUUGCGAAAGAUUCUGCAAAAUGGAUUUCCCGCCAACUUAUCGGCCAUUCCCGCGAUAUUUCUGAUGUGGUCACAUUCUUUUGAAGUCACUCCCGCCGGGUUCAACUCUUCUUUAGCCGCCUCCCACAGCCUCCGAUUCAAAACCAAACCCUAACACCGAAAAAACAUUAGCUCGGAAGAAGGUUUGGCAAUGGAAGCAGGUCUCGGAUCUCGGAAACGGAAGCAUCAGUCAUUGAAAUCCGGUGGCAUUUUCACUCGAAGCAACUCGCAGAUUUAUGUUCGCCGACGCAGAUCUGGUUACGCUCGAUCCAACUCCGUUCGAACAAUUAAUCCUAUCAUGUCGCUUGAAGCGACAACGAACUCACCGAUGGACCAAGAUCCGUGGGGAAGCACGGCUCAUCCAAUUACAAGUGAAGUCUUAGUCAAGGAUCUUCGCGUGAGGAGGAUAUUUUCUCCUAUGACGGUUCCAGAAGAGGAUUCAAGUGUCGGAGCAGUCGAUUUGAAAGCAGAUUUUGAUGUUCGUAAGACGAAUGAUGGAAACCCUAACGUGUCUUCUUCUGAAGGUGAUCCUGGUCAUUGUGAUUUGGGGGUUUCUAGCUCUGUCGUCAUCGAUCCGAAACAUAGAUUGCAAAAUAUUGUGGAUUCUUUUCUGGUAAGUGAGAACAAUGUCAUGGAAGCUGAUGAGUUUUUAUUGACGCCACCAAGAGUCUCAGAUUCCGACCAAAACAAUGUCGCUGCCGAAAAUAAUGGUUUCAUUUCUAUUCCAAACGAAGUCGGCCAAUCAUCGCUGACGAGUUCGCGUAGCAAGAAGAAGGUGUUCAUAAAUCGGGGCUCAUAUAAUAGCUAUAGAAGGCUGCUCCCUUAUCUAACGGACAUAGGAACAGAUGAUUCUCCAAGUUUCGAGAUAGUCGAGGCCACAAUGACCAAACAACAGAAAUCAAGCACCAUUGUUCCUAACAUGGUUGCCUCUAAAGAUAAAGAUGUCGACGCAGUACCCAAUCUUAACAAUCUGGCAGAUUGUGCAUUUAAAAGCCAGGAAGAUGCUGUAAUUGACAAAUUGGAUGAGUGUGAGCAGACGACACCACCAGAUUCAGUAUCAGUAUCCAAAAUGGUACUUAAACAAUCUUCUAGAAUGAAGAUGCUGCAAACUCCAACAUCAUUUAGUCAUAGAAGAUUGCUUCCAUACUUGACGAGUGUUUCAGAACCUGAGAAAACCUCAGAGGAAAACCAACAGGAUAUCAGUAACUCCUUACAAUCAACCACUGUAAAUCAAAAAUCAGAUUCUUCUUAUCCUACUUUGACUCCAGUCAAACCACUAUUUGAAAGCAUAACAACAAUUACUCCAGUUUCAAAUGACAAUCUUUUGGAUUCUAAUAGGACAGAUAUUAAAUCCAUUGAGUCAACUUCACAGUUAGCGGUGAAGUUACAAGCUGAAGAACAAGAAUCACGUAAUAAAGACUUGAAAUGUAUUGAAGAAACAAGUCCUGAUAUAAAUGACAAUCAGAAGCCAGUCAAUGAAAGCACACAUGAAUCUUUAUUGCAGAUUCCACCACUAAAUUCUCCCCUAAUUAAUCGGGAUAAUUCUAGAAAUGGGAUUUCUGUUGCAAACGAAAUCAUAGAUACCCAAGGGUCUAUGGUUAAGAUCCAAUCUAUGGUGACAAAUUUGCAUAGCAAGAAGAAGGUCUUCAUAAGUCCGAAGUCAUUCAGCUAUAGAAGAUUGCUCCCUUACCUAACAGAACCAGGGACAAAUGAUUCUCCAAAUUUUGAGAUAGUUGAGGCGACUUUACCUAAAGUUCAGAAAUCAAGUAACAUGGUUCCCAAUAAAGACCAUGAAAUUGAUGCAGUACCCACUAAUAGCAAAUCAGGAUUGUCUGAUUCGAUUCAGAAAAGUCAUGAAGAUGCUCUCAAUGACUCAAUGGAGAAGUGCUUACAGAUGAAGAUGCUGCAAACACCAACAUCCUUUAGUCACAGAAGAUUGCUUCCAUUCUUGACGAGUGUUUCAGGAGAUGAUUCAGGUAAUAUUAUUGUGGAUGAAUCUCAAACCACUGCAGAUGAGAAAUCAGAUUCUCCUACUUCUACUUUGACUCCAAUUCAAACAUCAUCUGAAAGUACAACAACAGUUGCUCAAGUUUCAAAUGACAAUCUUGUGGAUACUCAUGGACCAGAUACAAAGUUGACCGAGUCAACUUCACAUUCAGGGAUGAAAUUACAAGCUGAAGCCGACAGUUUGAUGAAGGUGGAACAGGAAUCACCUAUUAAAGAUCUGAAAUUAGUUCAAGUAACAACUUCUGAUUUAGAAAUUGUGCCAAGUGUUGAUACAAAUGACAAUCAGAAGGCAGUUAAUGGAAGCACACAUGAAUCUUUAUUGCAGAUUGCACCACUAAAUACUCCCUUAAUCAAUCGUGAUAUUUCUAAAAAUGGGAUCUUGAAAAGAACCCCAAGAGGAUGCAGAGGGAUCUGCAACUGUUUGAAUUGCACAUCUUUUCGUCUGCAUGCAGAAAGAUCAUUUGAGUUUUCAAGAAACCAAAUGCAUGAUGCUGAAGAGGUUGCUUUAGAGCUUAUCAAUGACAUGAAUUCUCUCAGGAACAUUCUGGAAAGAACUGGUGCUGAUUCUAAUGAGGUGAAAGAAGUGUUUGCAAAAGCUUUGUAUAAGGAAGAAGUAGCAAGGGCAAAAUUGGCACAAAUGAAUGAAGAUUUAAAUAAUCAAUGUAGAAGCAUGGGAAAGUAGAAAUUAUUCAUUUCUUUCUCUUCUUACUAUGAAAAAAAAUUAAUGAAACAUUUUCUUCUUUCAUGAUCUCUUUUAGUAGAUAGUUUUGCAUUGUAGUCAUAGUUUAUAGUAAACCAAUCGUUGUAUGUUAUAUUAAUGAUGGUUUGUUUAUACUAAAGAAUAUGAAGUAGAAUAGUCAUAAAUACAAACGAGCAA
Molecule: messenger RNA, 2975 nt
Organism: Lactuca sativa (garden lettuce)
Lineage: Eukaryota; Viridiplantae; Streptophyta; Magnoliopsida; Asterales; Asteraceae
Source: RefSeq, a predicted model, not a curated record